This is a messenger RNA of Trichoplusia ni (cabbage looper), 1363 nucleotides long. It is a transcript of the gene Tgt, whose product is annotated as queuine tRNA-ribosyltransferase catalytic subunit. The coding region runs from base 175 to 1362 and encodes 395 amino acids. Gene Ontology annotation, molecular function: tRNA-guanosine(34) queuine transglycosylase activity. The record is from RefSeq and is a predicted model, not a curated record. Gene Ontology annotation, cellular component: cytosol. The transcript has 6 exons. NCBI's taxonomy places the organism in Eukaryota, Metazoa, Arthropoda, Insecta, Lepidoptera, Noctuidae.
GGAACAGGGAACGGCACAGCUGUUCAAUAAACUACUUAAUUGCUAGUUUGCUUCACUGACAGAUGUCAUACUUCAUAUUUCUAAAUAAACCACGAGUUGUUUUGAUAAGUAUCUAAUUCAUUUUACAACUGAAAGCCUGAAGCUAUAUUAUACAAAGUUGAAUUACCUUCGAAAAUGUCUUCGAAAGCUUUGACUUUUCAUGUAAAAGCAGAGUGCAAUGUAUCUAAAGCACGCGUGGGUUUAAUGAAAUUACCGCAUUACGAAGUGAAGACUCCUGUUUUCAUGCCUGUUGGAACUCAGGGGACUAUGAAAGGGCUAUUACCUGAUCAACUUGAGAGUCUAGAUUGCGAAAUUAUCUUAGGAAACACGUAUCACUUAGGAAACCGGCCAGGCACAGAUGUUCUAACAAAAGCUGGAGGUCUUCACAAAUUUAUGGGAUGGAACCGAGCACUUCUUACUGACUCAGGGGGUUUCCAAAUGGUGUCACUUCUUAAAUUGGCAGAGAUAACUGAAGAGGGUGUCAAAUUUAAGUCCCCAUACGACAAUUCUGAGAUUAUGUUAACACCAGAAAAGUCCAUUGAAAUUCAAAAUUGUAUAGGAGCUGAUAUAAUCAUGCAGCUUGAUGAUGUUGUUCAAACAACAUUCCAAGACUAUGACCGCAUUAAGGAGGCUACUGAAAGAACUAGUCGCUGGCUGGACAGAUGCUUGAAAGCUCAUAAGAGGCCCACUGAGCAAAACAUAUUUCCUAUAGUACAGGGGCUGUUAAAUAAAGAACUUAGAACACAAAGUGCAAAAGACCAUAUGAGUAAGGAUGUAAAUGGUUUUGCUAUUGGGGGCUUAAGUGGUGGUGAAUCAAAAGAUGAUUUCUGGCCCAUGGUCAGUCUCAGUACUGGAAUACUGGAUAAGAACAAGCCAAGAUAUCUUAUGGGAGUUGGUGUUGCCAUUGAUCUUGUCAUAUGUGUGGCUCUUGGAGUAGAUAUGUUUGACUGUGUGUUUCCAACUCGAACUGCUAGAUUUGGCUGUGCUCUUGUGUCAAAAGGCCAGUUAAAUUUGAAGCAAAAGCAAUAUGAAGCCGAUUUGAAUCCAAUUGAUAAGGACUGUGUGUGUUCCACAUGCAAAAACUAUACCAGAGCUUAUUUACAUGGCAUAGUGACCGUUGAAACUGUUGCAUGCCAUUUACUUUCAGUGCAUAAUAUUGCCUAUCAGAUGGGUCUUAUGAAGUCAAUGAGAAGCCAUAUUGAAAAUGGCACAUUCCCAGAGUUUGUUAAAAACUUUGUUAGUGAGUAUUAUCCUGAUGGCAAUUAUCCAUCAUGGGUUGUUAAUUCUUUAAGUACUGUUGGAAUAAACAUACUUCAAAAAUAAA